Molecule: messenger RNA, 384 nt
Organism: Paramuricea clavata
Lineage: Eukaryota; Metazoa; Cnidaria; Anthozoa; Malacalcyonacea; Plexauridae
Source: the annotation of a GenBank genome assembly
AUGCUCUUGAAUGCAAUGCUAUCAGCAUCAACUUUUUUUCUGAUCUUGAAGAAAUUUAUAACUUUUUUAACAAAAGCAUCAAUCGAACAGCGGAGCUUAACAGCACUUACAAAUGUUGAUAACUCUGCUGAACUCAAGGUGAUCAAUGAAUUCAUGGACAGUUUGGUGUCUGACAGUGACGGUGACAAUUCUGACUACACUAGCAUUAAUUCCGGCUCAAUCACCCUCAAAAGGAAGAGGAGGAAUGGCAAAAAUAAGUUGACACUGAAGAAACUGUGUGCCACCAGAUGGUCGUCAAGAAUUAACUAUGUAAGAGCAGUGAAGAAUCGAUAUGGUGAUUUGCUCCAUGUGUUGAACAAAUUGAAAGAAAAAAGGAAAAGAUAA